Messenger RNA from Xenopus laevis (African clawed frog), 2732 nucleotides. Its product is annotated as E3 ubiquitin/ISG15 ligase TRIM25. NCBI's taxonomy places the organism in Eukaryota, Metazoa, Chordata, Amphibia, Anura, Pipidae. The transcript has a single exon. The coding region runs from base 113 to 1735 and encodes 540 amino acids. The record is from RefSeq and is a predicted model, not a curated record.
UAACUUUGAGUAUGGACUGGAAAUACAAAUUAUUCUGAGCCUGAUACUCACUGUAUCCAGAACUGAGAGCGUUAACUCCCAGGAGUACAAAGUGCUGUUUGUCUUUGAUAAAAUGGAACUUUCAGUUUCGUUUCUUGUUCAGUUGCUGUUCCUGCUCUCAGUGAUGGCGGCUGCUGAUCUGAGAGACGAGCUGAGCUGCUCCAUCUGCCUGAGCAUUUAUACUGAUCCUGUAUCCCUGCCGUGUGCCCAUAACUUCUGCCGGGGCUGUAUUGGGAGGGUGCUGGGCACCCAGGAGGGAUCUGGGCCUUAUUCCUGCCCUGAAUGCAGACAUGAGUUUAAGGAGCGCCCUGCCCUGCCCAGGAACAGAACUCUGGGGAACAUAGCAGAGCGAUUCCUUUCUGCUCAGCCCGAGCCGGGGGACACUGGGAUCCCCUGCACCUACUGUGACUCCCAUGUACCUGCUGUUAAAACUUGUCUGCACUGUGAGGCUUCUCUGUGUAAUAAGCACCUGAGGAUGCACAGCAAGUCAGCAGAACAUGUACUGACCCAACCCACUGAUUCCUUCAUGGAGAGAAAAUGUUCUGUACACAAGCGGAUCCUGGAGUUUUACUGCUGCGAGACCUGUGUCUGUGUGUCCUGCUGUCUGGCCGGAGAGCACAGGGGCCACAGGGUGGAGCUGCUGAGUGAGGCCUCUGAGAAGAAGAAAGAGACACUGAGGAAAGUUGUGGAGAAACUGAGGCCAGAGAGAGAGGAGACUGAGAGAGGAGCCCAGCGACUGCAGGAGUGCAGGAGAGAAGUGGCAGAAAAAGCAGCCGGUGAGACAGAGAGAGUCACUGCCCUGUUUAGAGACAUCAGGGAACAACUGGAAGCCCUAGAGAAGCGACUCCUGAGUGACAUCUCCAGCCAGAAAGAGAAGCUCUCACUCACACUCACUGAUCUGAUGGAGCAGCUGGAAAUAAAGAAGGACGAGCUGUCCAGGAAGAUCCGUCACAUUGAGGAGCUGUGCAACAUGGCAGAUCCACUCACUGUCCUACAGGAACGGGAAUCACAUGGAGCUGCAGAUAAUGAGGGGGGCAGAGAGAGACAUGAUAUAAAGGUCCCUGCUGUAGGGGAUCUGGAUGUGGAUCUGAUCUCAGAGACAUUACUCACAGGCUUAGCUGCCAUUGGGACUGGGGUAAAGGGAAGGUGGAUCUAUGGGCAGGAGGCUACAGACCUGUUACUGGAUAUAAACACGGCUCAUAAUCGUGUAUCUGUAUCAGGGGACAGGAAAUCUGCUUCCUACUCACUAACAAAACUACAUUACCCACAAUCCCCAGAGAGAUUUCAGGAUUAUCCUCAGUCUUUAAGCAGCAGGAGUUUCCCCUCAGGGCGACAUUACUGGGAAGUGGAGGGCAGUGAAUCAGGGGUGUGGGGGGUAGGGGUGGCCUAUCCCAGUAUAGAGAGGAGAGGGGGUCAGUCCAGUAUUGGGAAUAAUAACAAGUCCUGGUGUUUGUAUAGAUGGGAUGAUAAUAACAGAUAUUCAGUGAGACAUAACAGUAAAUGGACAGAUUUACCCCACGUCUCUUCCUGCAGGAGAAUCAGGAUCUCAUUGGACUAUGAGGCCGGACGUCUGUCCUUUUAUGAGCUGAGUGAGCCAAUCAGACACUUACACACCUUCACUGCCACAUUCACUGAGCCCCUUCAUGCUGCAUUCAGGGUGAAUUCGGAGGGUGCCUGGGUGAGAAUCAUUAGUUAGGACACUGCCCACUGAGGUUUUAGAUAAAAUCACAUACAUCCCCACAUUUAAAAAAUAUAAAGAGAGACAAAAAUAUCUGGCCAUUUUCUGACCACACCCCCACAUCACUGUUCAUUUCACAAAAUUAGGCAGGUUACGGAGCGUGUAAAUACAUUUCUGGGUAUGUAAAGGUUAUGCUUUAUUUGUUAUUACAGUUUUGUUAAUGAAGGUGAAAUUGCCCUGAAGGCUAUGGGCACACAGGCUGUUGGCUCUGACUAUUUUGUGUACUUGGACUGAUCUCAGCUUGUGUGUGUGUAUGUGUGUGUGUGUGACACAGGCUGAUCAGAUUGAAAUCAAUGGAGUGGGGGCAGGGAGCAAAACUACUUCUCUCAGCCUGCAAAAAUACAUAGUCAGAGAACAGCUGGAGCCUUCAGCCUGUGUGUCCAUAGCCUUAAAAAAGCUGAGCAUCUGAGUUCCCCCACGAGACCUGCUUAUUUUAUCAGUUACAAUUGUAUCUCAGUGCAGGUGCUGAGUAUUCUGGGCUCUAUGCCAAAAGCUUCUUAUCUCAUUAAGUUUCUGGUGUCAGUGCAGAAGAUCAAAGGGAAAUGUGGGACAUUUCUAUAAGAAUCUGAGACUUGGGGGCAAAUUCACGAAGCGCCUAACGCUAGUGUGAAUUCACUACGAAUCUUAGUGAAUGUCCCACUAUGGGUUGAGACAGGUGGGAGAUAUAAAAUCAGAGGAUACAUUAUAACUCUUCCAGUAGAACUAAACCAAUCAGUGCAGCCCUAAUAAGUACUAGAUUAUAAUUAAUUGUUUUCCUCUCCUCCCAACAAUUUAUCUCAUCAGGAAUUAUCUAGACUGGAUGUGCUGACACCUCCAAAAUGUACAACACAGUCACUGAGAAAGAGACUCCAAGAGGAGAAAAUUGUCACACAGUCCCGAUUCAUUUGUGAAAAAAGUGCUUUUCUUAAAUGUGAUUUUUUUAAUUGAAUGUGAAAUAAAGUGAGUAUUGAUUAUA